AUGUCGUUGUCCUCAAGCUUUCGGGCAACAGCUUCACCAACAUCAUUUGAGUUCGAUCCCAGCGACUUUGCGGAUGAAAUCGAUUCUUCAACUUCAAGUCGUACUUCUACUAGUUCAACCUUCGUAACUUCUGCGGUAGUGUCGUCUUCUGCUUCACAGAUCUUUUUUACAUCCGCUUCCUCUGCACGGCUUUCUCCAUCAACCAAUAUCGCAUUUCGCACUCAGACUCAGACUGCUGGUUCUUUGUCCCCUUCAAUAUCCUCUCUUCCAACAAACACGCCACAGACAUCAUCGAGUUCGUCUAGUGGAUUGGGACAGGGUGAAGUUGCUUUGAUUGCUGGAGGUAGCCUUCUCUUUCUUUUGGGACUGGCGGCUGCCAUAAUAAUUUUCCUCCGUCACCGACGCAAUCGAGCUUUGGGACGGUCUGGAUCUCGAUCAAAACAGAACGGAUUUGAGGAGAAAUACGCAGAUGAGGCGCAGUAUACAUCAUAUUCUGUGUAUCGAAAGUCCCUGUCGGACCCUGGCAUGGCACCACUGCUAAGGAUUCCAUCCAUUGGGCAACUUAGCAAGAUCCACUCGGAUAGUGACGCUGAGAGUCACCUGUACCAAGACGGUCCUCAUUCUCCGUUUACCAACGAAGGGGAAAACGUCGCACCUACACAUGCCGUGACAAUGGCCGAGUCAACUCCUCCUAGGCCAUCACAGGAUGGGCAAUUUGAAGCCGUCUCACUGAUCCCUGUAGUUGGAACUUCUUCAACCUCGCGCUCCGUCCCAAAAUUGCCGCCACUCCAAAUUCCAGAAUACCGCACCACCCCACCUCCCGUGAGAGGAUCUUCUUUGCGAAGCAAAAGUCCUGUUCAGCAGGCACCACUUGAAGUACAUGAUUCAGGUUGCGAUUCGGACGACUCAGCGUCCCUUUAUUCUCAAGCAUCUGCUUCUACACAGCGCACUACCAGAUCGUAUGCCGCGUUGAGACAAGGCGUCAUCCCGACACUUCAAUACCCAUCCAUGCCGCUUCCUUCGAUUCCGCAGUCGCCUUCACAUAAACCUUCAGGCGCAGUCAACCCCGCGCAACCCAUACGGGAAUCGGUCACCGUGAACACAUUACCAACCCCGCCUGAGUUUGGCAUUACCCAAAAUGACAAGGUAGAGGAGGCCAACGGAGGAAUCGAAGUUGACGAAACUCUGUUUGUCGCCAAACUUCUCCAAUCACGGCAGAGUCGGGUGCCGAACGCCGUGCCGACUCGCAACGCCAGUAUAGUGUCGCAUAUUGAACGAGCAGAUUCCAUUAAGCCUGCUCUGGGACGAGGGGCUGGAUCGCGACAUAAACGUGCCCGGCGGGCUAGGGAUGUUGUUAAUUCGCAGGUCCUGGCUCAGUCUCCGACAGAUUACAUGACGCCGAGCGCGUAUUUGACAUCUUCAACGUCCAAUCCUUCCCAAUCGUCCAUGUCGGGCGUUGCACCUUUGUCUAUCAACAAAAAUACGAGGCCAGAGUGA
Psilocybe cubensis is the source of this 1497-nucleotide messenger RNA. RefSeq lists its product as uncharacterized. The record is from RefSeq and is a predicted model, not a curated record. NCBI's taxonomy places the organism in Eukaryota, Fungi, Basidiomycota, Agaricomycetes, Agaricales, Agrocybaceae. The transcript has a single exon. The coding region runs from base 1 to 1497 and encodes 498 amino acids.